CCGACGUCGAUCGAAGAUCCUCUCUCUUUCUUACUGAAUCUUUUGCCUACUAAAAAACCAUCAACCGCACACCUUGCUGCUCCUUGGACGAUUCGAUGGCCAACAGUUUGUACAAUAAUACAUGAGAUGGAUCAUAUUUUCCAUGAAAAACUCCCUCCUGACCCUCCCACUGAUACUGGUGCUUCUCUCGUGAAUUGGUUGCUCAACUAA
Messenger RNA from Cokeromyces recurvatus, 210 nucleotides. RefSeq lists its product as uncharacterized. The transcript has a single exon. NCBI's taxonomy places the organism in Eukaryota, Fungi, Mucoromycota, Mucoromycetes, Mucorales, Mucoraceae. The annotation marks the transcript as partial. The record is from RefSeq and is a predicted model, not a curated record.